AUGCUCAAGUGGACGGUAUCGAGAUCGUUGUCAGCGAACAGCUCGACUCCUCACGGCCCACCUAGCCUGAACAAGGCGCCCCGUAGGCCUUUUCGAGACCUGUCCAACACGCCUCCCGCUGCUGCUGGGACGAAAACUCGAAAUCUACCUGGUCAAACUGUCGAGAACGCGACGGCGAGAACGACGCCUGCUCGUCGAAGAAGAUGCAAGAGCCAUGCUAGCGAUUUGAGAACGUACUUUCAGGCUACCAAGCCGAAUUUGCGCGCGAACAAACGUCAGUCGAUGUCACAGGAGCCGGAGAAGUCAUCGGUCACGGAGAGCUUCUACCAAAGCACGCCAAGGGUCGACGCCGAUAUCGGCCCGUUAACGUUUUUCCCCGGAGGCAGCAAGUGCUCGACGGCUCUGACCCUGCCAACCGAUCCGGCGCUCUAUAUGAAAGCUAGAACAAAGAAUUUCCAGAGCGACAACGAGCUACCGCAAAACAUCGUAAACGAGGCCAGAGCCAACCUCCAGUCGCACGUAUCCGACUUUUUUCAACAGAUAUCCAUGGCCACGAGCCCCGAAGACGUGAUGGAGGUCGAGUCGGUGCCGCUCGCGAAAAACAAACUUUACUCGCAGAACGCCGAGACAAAGCCGAAAUUUGCCGACUCUAGUAAAAUGAUCACCUACCUGCCGAAGCUGGCGAAGAUCACAAAAAUCCACGCUCGUUGCAAACCACCGUACCACAAUAAGGCCACCUCGGCUACGAGCUCCUUUAAGAGCAAGAGUCACGGCCAGACGCCUUUGGCCGGAAAACUGUCCAAUUUGGCCAUCGACCAAGAUUUGCCUAAAUUCGAAAACAUGGACAACACCGUGACGGAAGUCCUCAACAGGGAGCAAGAGAUGAAUUUCAGCGGGAAAACGGUGGCGGAAAUUCUUCUAGGAGACGUCGAGGAGAGAAAGAAGGUCCUCGAAGGUAGCUACGACGACGAAACUCUGACGAAAACCGAUCACACGUACGAGACUAUCGCGGAGGGAGAGAGAGAGAGAGAGGGUCACAACGACAGCUCGGUUUCUUCGGCCAGUCAACUCUUGGAAGAUCCUUCGCCAAUGUCCUGGGCCUUUACCUCGCCUACGAACGAUCUCGACGGAGAAUUCACGCUCAAGAGGCAGCGAGGAAUUCGAAGGAAGAGGCAUCGAAAGGAUACGGGCAAGAGUUACGAGGGGAAACGAGCGAAGAGGCGAUCGUCCAGUCACAGUCCGUCCACCAACGGUAGUAUCAACCGAGAGAGGACUCGGGACACCUUGGUGGAGGCUGUGAAUCCAAACGUGAAGAAACUCGCCUUGGAGACCGAUCUGGACACCACUUUGGACGAAAAGUGCGCGUUCGAGGCGAAGCCGCUGUUCGGCGAGCUCGAGGAUCGCAAAGACGGAAGGAAAACUGGUACGUGGGACUUGGACAGUCCAAAGUCGACCGUCACCGACGAUUUUCACACCUCGAAAUCGUUUCUGAAUUCGAUGCCGAACACGCCGGAGACUCCUUUGGUCGCUACCGUGCGAAGAUGUCUCAAGUACAGUCCGGAAAGCGAGCCUUCCAAGUCCAAUUGCCACGGAUCGAUCGAGAUCGAGUAUUCCGUUGUCGGCGAUCAGAUACACGUUCGAGUGAUAAGGUGCAAGGACCUGAGGAGGGCAUACGAAGGUCCGAUUCACGCCUACGUCAAAGCGAGCUUGAAGAACACCAACGGCGAGGGGGUGGUCAAGAGAACAGCGGUGCACAGGGCCACGCCGAAUCCCCUUUUCCACGAGACCUUGGUACUGCCCUGCCCGGUCAACAACAAUCACUGCACCAGCAGCAAGCCCACGUCCCUGGACAUCGCGGUCUGGCACAGGGAUCGUCGUGCAAGACGUAGCGAGCUGUUGGGCUGCAUGACUCUGCCUCUGCCACUCUCUCAAGAUAAGGAAGCGACAUGGCAUCCGCUAGAAGCAGGAACCGGUCGGAACACCGUCAGCACUCCUUACGCAGGCUUGCCGCAAGACUGUGGUGUUUCGCCACCUCUGUCCAAGGACGGAGAACCAGAUAAUAAUAAUUCAGGAGCGGAGGACUUGACGUAUUUGAGGCAUCUCGAAUUAGAGCCUAUCGAUCCCUUGACCGGUUUGCCCCUGCAUCCUGGGUUCACAGCAAGGGGCGGUAGAACGCCGUGUACCAUCACGAGGAGACUGAUAAGGCAGACUGCGGCUAAUCAGAUUCCAUGGGGAUUCUCGCUAUCCUGGGGAAGACCACCCCGCGUGGAGCGCGUCGACCCUGGCAGCCCGGCGGAACGGUCCGGUUUGAGGCCAGGUGAUCACGUGGUAUUCGUCGAUAUGACCAACGUGGUGACACGGUCGCGGGAAGAGAUACUUGGACUGAUCCAGGCGGCCACCAAUCAGCUCAUCUUGGAGGUUUACCGCAAGGGGAACGUUCUACACUCGUCGAUACACCGGCCCACCUCGAUGAACGUCAAUCUGCAGCAAUCGAUCGCCGGUGGACAGCAUGCGGUCGCGUUUAACGCCGAGGUGUUUCCAAACCUCGCCCCGGAUGCGCCACCGGAAGAGGAAUUGUCCGUACGCGAGACGCGAUACUGGGGCAUCCUCAAGAGUGGUCACGCGCGUUUCAUGGCGCCUAUGGCCGAGAGACGCGACGUCCUCUCCGCCGCCGAUUACCUCAUACUCUUUCAAAACCUCGACGAGUUGCUGAAAAUCUCCGAGGAGAUACGAGACGAGGGAGGAGGAAUGGAGAGCUACUUGUGCAGGGUUCAAAGGAUCACCGCCGCUUACAGACGAUACCUGAGCGGUCUGCAACGUGCCUGUUGCCUCUUGGUCGCUCUCAGGCGAAACACCGCGUUCGCCAAGCUAGUUUGCGAACCUGCUGUCCUGCACAAGAGACGACCCGAUUUGACCGGUGUCUUACUCUUGCCUCUAGAACAUUACAGAGAGAUGACGAGACUGUUGAGUCUGGCGUCGCCGAGAAAUUGCCAGCCUGCCAGAGACUUGAUUCAGGGGUACAGGGAAGCGACGGCUAACGCAGGUGUGAUGGAGCCACCGCGUGAUGCCGGAAGGCCUCUGCUCAGUUUACAAGAGGUCGAAUCUCGACUUGUCUUCGCCAGGUGUAAACCGUUCACUCUGGCCAUGCCUGGUAGACAAUGGCUGUUCGGAGGUGCGCUCGCAAAAGUGGAAGGACGUGCACGGCUGCAGCCUUCGUGGGCUUUGCUUCUCACCGAUCUACUGGUGUUCGCUCGAGUCUCUAGAGACCGCGUGCUAUUCGUAACAGAGGAACCUCUGCGACUCUCUAACAUCGCCGAGGCUUGUUUCACCGUCCGCAAAAAGCCCACCGAGUUUCGGCUGCAAAUCGCCAUCAAUCCGUCUGGAAACGCGGAGAACGGUCACGUCGAGGUGAGCAACAGCAGCGGUUGCAGCCCUCACGGUCGUCCUCGAAGACGAGUUCUCGUAUUGCGUGCUCCAACUCCGGAGUUAAAAGCUGUCUGGCACAAUCUUCUCCAGCGACAGAUAAUCUAUGUGAAUACAGGCUAUGGGGGAACGCCGAGCCAAGACAGUCCAGAAGAGAGUCCGAUCACCGGUGGCAAUUACACCGGGACGGUUAGGGAACCCACGGAAAGCUCGCAAACUACCAGGGAAUCACAGAAACAGGAAGAAGAGAAAGAGUCCCGCUCGGCUGAGAGUAUCGACGCCAUCAUUAAGAGUUCCAGGGAGAACAACCACCUGGCGCAAUGGGUGCGCAAUUCCCAUCAGGUUCCUCCGCCUGAUCAGGAGGAGGCUCCCAUCGAGGAAUGGACGGCCGAAGAGCUGGCAGCACGAACACCCAGAGAGCACAACGAAUCGAGUCGAGAGAAAAAUCCGCCGGUCGAAGAUGUCGUCACGGAAGUGAUCAACUCCGACGUGGAACAGCAGAGUACCGCUUCCAGCGCCAGCUUAAGCACCGUCAAAUCCAACAGCGUAAACACCAAGAAGAACGGUAGCCUUGCUACGUCUUCCAAGGAAAAUUCCACCAGUUCCAUUAACAUUUGUAGAAGGUGCCACAGAUCAGGUUGUCCAACGCCGCCGUUAACGAGAGAUCCGUUUUCCCCGUUGCCUCCAAAGAUCUCCGUUGUACCGCCAACGCCUGAUUACUGCGCGAGGCAUAGAUUGCGAAACGGUUCGCACGAUAGUCCGGGUAGAAACAGUCCUGGCUACACUCCAGCAGAUGGUAACACGGAAGAUGGAAGCGAAGACGAUCUCGACUGCGAUGGCGAACCGCCGUACAGAGCUUUGAGAAGAUUCGGCACGAUGAGCAGCCUGGAUCAGGACGACGAAAUCGAGGAACAAGGAGACGACGACAAUCGAGAGUCCGAGUCUCCCCCUACGGGUUUAAGAGCCUGGACGGCCAGGGCAAGCAGUUACGUGGUCAGCAAGAUGGCUCUGCUCGAGCAACUCGGCGAAGGCGUAGGGGGAUACCUUCUUCAACCUCCAGUUCCUCCAGAAAGGACGGAAUUCUCUUUAGAUCCAAACGACGAGGAGGGUACGACAUCGGGAGCUACGUCUGGGGACGACAUCUGGGGAACUCCGACUUCUGGUGGCCCCGACGACGAAAGUUUCACCGCGAGUUCGCCGCCGCCAAACGGUGCAGGCAACGCAGUUGCACCCGGCGAAGACAACUACGGGCUGAACCUGUCGACGGAGGACGACGCCGACCAGGAAUCCGAGAACGAAGACUGCAAUCUGCCAGAGUUGAAUAUGGAGCAGUUGCUUGGCACCGGUAGUCUCAGCUCGUUGAGGUGUUUCCUGGGCAGAAGGAGGUUGGAGCCAUUGCCGGAGGAGGAGGACUCCUGUGGAAGCGGGAAGGAUCAAGUUGGAUGGUGGUGA
Molecule: messenger RNA, 4875 nt
Organism: Habropoda laboriosa
Lineage: Eukaryota; Metazoa; Arthropoda; Insecta; Hymenoptera; Apidae
Gene: PsGEF
Exons: 15
Coding region: 1-4875 (1624 amino acids)
Biological process (GO): signal transduction
Cellular component (GO): nucleus; plasma membrane
Molecular function (GO): protein binding
Source: RefSeq, a predicted model, not a curated record